AUGAUCUCCUCUUCUUUCACACCAAGCCUUACACGGAGAGACACAACCAAAUCUGCUAGCACAAGCCAUGACAGCACAAUCGGUACUGUCCACCCCCCUUUAAUAAGUGGAGGAGGUGCAUUCGGACCGCAGAGCGCUGGAGCUAUCUAUCAGCACAUCCAUGACAUGGCCGCCAAGCGUGUUUCGACCCUUGAUUAUCUCAGGAAGGCACAUGAAGGACGUGUCUACUGGUUUAAUACAGUCCAUUUCUCAAAGACCGAUUUGAACCGUAUGCCAUAUUUCGAGGCCAAGAAAUUAUCACGCCGCGCCAUCAAUUACAUGUUACUCGGGCUUUCCUUGCCUCCCAUUCUAGAUGUCAAUUCCACGCCAUUUGAAUACUUACGAGCCCUCAAUGCGCUCCUUCUCGAAUUUGAGGCUUUCCAGCAAGUGCACCCACCUGAUGGCACCUCAUCAUCUACUUUAGCCAGAACUCGCAUUCCGCAGAUGUUCAAAAGAGCAACCCACGCCGGUAAUAAAACCCGAAGAGCCAGCUCUGCGACAGAGAUUGGGUUGCCAAUGCAAACAAGCGAUCCGUCCGAUCUUAAAACGAUGUCGGGAAACAUUGCUUCUUCUGCUUCCACAGCCGCCUCGGUCAUAUCUUUCCCCCAAACCGACUCGUCCGAGCUUCUGCCCGGGGAAGAAUACUCAUAUCUCCUAACACCAUCAUUACCUUUUGAACCGGAUUUUUUCGAGACAUUUGCAACGCUCUGCGAUGUGCUGAUAGACUGUUACACCAGACUAGUUACUCUGGUAUCCACUCCUGCCAUUUGUACCGUGGCUUUAGGAGAAAUGUUUUCAAAGGCCGAUGCGAAGCUGCGGAAAGUAAUGGUCGCAGGUGUAGUCAGGGAAUUUGGAGAAAUCAGUCGUGCAAGCGCAAAGAAUGAGAUAGCUAGUGUCAGCCGUGUCGUCUUGGGUGGCUUGUUAGGAUAA
This is a messenger RNA of Penicilliopsis zonata CBS 506.65, 969 nucleotides long. RefSeq lists its product as hypothetical. The transcript has 2 exons. The coding region runs from base 1 to 969 and encodes 322 amino acids. Lineage: Eukaryota; Fungi; Ascomycota; Eurotiomycetes; Eurotiales; Aspergillaceae. The record is from RefSeq and is a predicted model, not a curated record.